This is a messenger RNA of Galleria mellonella (greater wax moth), 9392 nucleotides long. RefSeq names its product serine/threonine-protein kinase hippo (gene hpo). The record is from RefSeq and is a predicted model, not a curated record. The transcript has 11 exons. The coding region runs from base 436 to 2049 and encodes 537 amino acids. Gene Ontology annotation, biological process: intracellular signal transduction; protein phosphorylation; protein tetramerization. Gene Ontology annotation, cellular component: cytoplasm. Gene Ontology annotation, molecular function: ATP binding; protein serine/threonine kinase activity. NCBI's taxonomy places the organism in Eukaryota, Metazoa, Arthropoda, Insecta, Lepidoptera, Pyralidae.
CAAAGGCAGUUUGGUUCAAGACAUUGUAGGAAACGGUCGUGUUGCCGUCUCUCGGCCGGCUGCGAUCUGGCAGGAUUCAAGUGUUUAUUUCGGGAGUGAAGUUUUGUUAGUCUCCUUUGAAUGGAUGCCGCACGCUUGGUUACGUAAACGCUCCAACUUGUGUGUGCUAUAAGGAUCAUCGUUAUAAAACUAUUUGCUCAGUUGUUUUGCUAAAUGUGUGCCGGAAUAUGAAUCAUUUUGCACUGAUAACUUUUUGCAGCGUCUAAUCUUUUGUGGUAUAAACGUGUGUACUAUUUACAUAACAGAUCUCGAUAACGAAUGACUUAUAUAAAAAUAUUAUUCAGCCAAAUGUUUAUGUUAUCACUGUACUCUGUGAAAGUUGGUGACUUGUGUACGCGAUUAAUGUUUAUUGGUUUGUGACAAUGAUAACUCCUCAUGGAUAGUGAGGGCAGGUUAGUGUUUUGGAAGAGUGGUGUGUGGGAGGGUGGUGCACCGACACUUGACUGCAACACGUGCAAGAAAAGGCGCGCUGACAGAAUGAGUGCCAAUGAUCGUCCCCAGGGUGAGCUGAAGAAGCUAUCCGAGGAGAGUCUCACGCGGCAGCCCGAGGAAGUUUUCGACAUUAUUUGUAAAUUAGGGGAGGGCUCAUAUGGCAGCGUCUACAAGGCGUUACACAAGGAGAGCGGACAGGUGCUGGCCAUCAAGCAGGUGCCGGUGGACACUGACCUGCAGGAGAUCAUCAAGGAGAUCUCCAUCAUGCAGCAGUGUGACAGCCCCUACGUGGUCAAGUACUACGGUAGUUACUUCAAGAAUACAGACCUGUGGAUCGUAAUGGAAUACUGUGGAGCCGGUUCAGUAUCAGAUAUAAUGAGGUUACGAAAGAAGACCCUGUCAGAGGACGAGAUCGCGACGAUCCUGUGCGACACGCUCAAGGGACUGGAGUACUUGCAUCGGAGAAGAAAAAUCCACCGGGACAUCAAAGCGGGGAACAUUCUGCUCAACACGGAGGGGCACGCGAAGCUUGCCGACUUUGGUGUUGCUGGACAGCUUACAGACACGAUGGCGAAGCGGAACACAGUGAUCGGCACGCCGUUCUGGAUGGCGCCAGAGGUGAUCCAGGAGAUCGGCUACGACUGCGUGGCGGACAUCUGGUCGCUGGGCAUCACCGCGCUCGAGAUGGCCGAGGGCAAACCGCCCUACGGGGACAUACACCCCAUGCGCGCUAUAUUCAUGAUACCCACUAAACCGCCGCCCUCUUUCAGAGAGCCGGACCAGUGGUCGAGCGAGUUUAUAGACUUUGUAAGCCAGUGCCUGGUGAAGAACCCCGACGAGAGAGCCACCGCAGAGUUCCUACUUGCGCACGAGUUUAUUGGCAAUGCAAAGCACCCCAGCAUCCUGAGCACGAUGAUCGCAGAGGCGCGCGAGAUCCGCGAGAGCCAGGCCUUCAGGACCGCCAACGCCGCCGGCAACGCCAAGAACUUCGCCUCGGAGGCGGAGUACUCGGAGGCGACGAUGCGGCAGCCGCGCGGCGACGGCACGCUGGUGCCGGCGCGCGAGCCCCGCGACGCCGAGCUGGCCGCCGACCUCGGCACCAUGGUCAUCAACGAGCCCGACGCAGACGCGGACCUCGACCUCGACCUCGCCACCAUGAAACGCCACGACACGGAUCCUAUGGACACGAACCGACCGAAGUACCGGCCGUUGUUUCUGGACCACUUUGAGAAGAAGGAGCUCAACCACCUCGGCGCCGCGCCCAACGGCGGCAUCGCGCUGCGGCGGCUGCCCGACGACCAGGACCUCGCUGAGAGCGCGGUGACGGGCGCGGAGGCGGCGGCGGCCAACGCGCUGGCGUUCCAGCGCGCGUUCGCGGACGACGGCAACUUGGAAUUCCUGUCGUUCCUGCCGGUGGCGGAGCUGGAGGCGCGCAUGGCGCGGCUGGACGCGGAGAUGGAGGCCGAGAUCGAGCAGCUGCACGCGCGCUACACGCGCAAGCGGCAGCCCAUCCUCGACGCCAUACACCUCAAGCGCAAGCGCCAGCAGAACUUCUAGCCGCCGCCACCGCCGCCACCGCCGCCACCACCGCUGCCACCGCCGACACGCUGUCGUGAUGUACUACGUGUACGGGUAAGGGUACUGUCACAUUGGACGCAAAUCCCGUCGUCGAUCACGUACCGGCGGCGUCAGUAUUGAUGACUACGUACGGAUAGAGAUAGAAUCACAUGAAACAGAUAUCUUAUCAUCGAGCACCCGCCUGCGUUGUAUUUUGUACCUACGGUAUACUUAGGAUUCGUCGCUGUUGUUAGAUUUAGUGUUGAUACCGCCACAUAACACGUUAAAGGUAGUUUCACAUUGAACGGAUAUCCCGCUGCCGGCCAUUCUCAAUCUAAUAAUGUGUCGGAUUGUCGCAAGACAAGGGUAAAGAUGGUACUACAUUGAGAAGAUAUCCCGUUGCCUUUUUUUCAUUUGUUAAACAUUUAUUGUUAGUACACUACGCGAAAAGAACGAUGUCGUUCAUAAUUCUCUAUUGUAAAUACUAAGAAAAAUAUGGUGAAAUUUUAUGAAACGGCGAUAAGAUGUACAUUACUGUCGACUGUUCUUUUCAUUAGCGUAAUGUCUAUUCAAUGUAAUGCUAGCCUGAGAUUUGUGCGUUUUUUUUAUCUAUUUUGUCCGUACAAUCAAUCUCGCAACAUGAAGACAGAAAUUUAAAUUUUAAAUUAUUUGCACAUUUAUCCCACAUAAAACUCUCUCAUGUCGUAUAGUUUGUACGAACUAGGAGAGCGUCGAACGGCUGUCGAUAUCAAGGACAUGCGGUGUUUCAUAUUGUGCAGAACAACUGCAACUAUCAAUACAUUGGGUGCUUCUCUCAUGUAAUAUAGUCCAUAUUUGAUAGCUUUUACGUUUUCUAGUUAAGGAAUACGCAGUCAUAUCACUGCAUCAUACAUAACGCUGUCGUCCACUAUCAUUUGUACCCGCAAAUGUAUUCCAUACGAGGUGCUUUCAAUAGGGGUGCCAAUUGUACAGCGUUCCUAAAAUCGGAGUGGCUCGUUUUGAGUCGCCGAUCUCUAAAUCGGCCUAUUUUUUAAUUGGCUUUUUGCAUUUAUACCAGUUUUGGCCAAAAUGACGUGCCAUUAAUGGACUGAUGAAUGAUUUCUUUCGAACUAGUGUCACAAGAUUAGUGAAUGAAUUGUGCGGUGACAUAGAGAUAGGCUAGUAACUAGUGUAGUGUGUUAAUAUUUGUUUUAGUGUAGAUAAUAUAUAGGUUACACUGUUAAGGAUACUGAGACAUAUCCCCCUAGCUGUUCGUACGUGACGUUUCGUAUCGCCACUCUUCGACUGUGCCGGCAUGUCUCGAUAGUUAUCGAUCGAUUAUCGAUCAAUAUCAGUUGUUGAAUCGUAAUUAUUCGAUUACACUUGCGCGUUACUUACGCUAAAGAUAUGUAGAUAGUGACCAUAAUCGUUUUACUAAAAACAGUCCAUUUUUUUUCUAUUGUAUGCGUGAACUAACAAUUACUGUUGGUAGUUUUUUGACGUUUUCCAUUUCUUUGUCAAACAAUAUAGAUAUACGAAAAAAGAGAUUGUAUAUAAAUUAAACUUAAUAUAAAAAUCACAGUGAAUAAAUUGUGAUAUAGCUUUUAUAAAUUUUUAUACCAAAUGCCCAGUAAACAUCAGUAUAUUCUCUUUUCAAAUAUACUUCAUCUGCGUACCGGCCAGUCUGAAUAUCGACUGCAAAUCUCCUUCUAACACAUCUAGGUUACCUGCAUCUAAGUUUGAAUAGAAUAAAAUAUAAUUUUAUUGCUAACUGUGUACAUACAUAUAGCAGUAACCAUUGCUUUGGAUUUGACAUCAGUAUCAACAGUUAUACCCUAUCGGGCAUGCUACAAUUUAAGAACAGGUAAUUAUAUUAACAUCGAAACAUUCAAAUGCUAUUACCAUUACUCGAUUACAAAUAAAUAUGAAAUAUUUGACAAUACAAUUAACAAGACAAAGAGUAAACAUAACCAAAUUAAAAUAAAGUAGACAUAAUUUCGUUUACAUGUUAAUUAUUAUUAAUUUAAUGAGUUUUAAGAUCAAAAUAUUCAUUUAAAUUAUAAAAAAAAAACAUUAUAAAAAAGCCAGGCUUCGUAGAAUACUGACGGAUCUAUAUAUAUUUGUCAGAUCCGUCAGUAUUCUACGAUUAUGACGAUAUUUGUCUAGUCACGAUUUAACAACUGGAAUCGGUCAAUAGACGGUCACUGUCUGUUUAGACUGCCGCCACUGGUUGAGUUUUCUGUUAGGAAAUGUUUUAUAUUAACAUGUCUGCGAACAACACUAUUUAUAAUCGACACACGAUCGAUAGAGUAGAUCGAACUGUAAUUUGUCUCUGAAUAGGUAAUCAGUCCGAUUUUCGUGAGCAGAUUGAUUUAAUCGAUCGAUUCUAUCGAUCGUGAACGAAACGUGUCAUAGACAAUUUCAAUUUAUCAGCAAUUUAUUAGAAUGAUACAUUAGUGUUGUUACGCAUUAUGGCGCUUGGUUUCUAAGGAGUCCAACGCGAUAACUGCUGUGUAUGAUAGCUAAUUUUUCUAUGGUGAACAGUCAAUAUAUUUUCUUUCGUUCUAGUCAACGUUGCACCUGUGUGGGUUACAUAAUAUUGUAUUAUUGUAAACGGUUUGCAAUUUGCGUGUUGUAAUACAUGCACUGAGAAGUUAGGCUUCUCGUACUGCAAAAUGCAUGAUUGCGAGUCAAUGUAUUGAAUAAUGAAUGAGAUUAUUAUAAAAGAGGAAAGAAAAUCAUUCGUUCAAAGAGAACGAAUUCGUAAAUUGUAUUUUAACAGUGUUUAUAGUUCUCACCACAGGAAAUGUUUGUGGUAGGGUACUGGUAGGUUUAUAUAAAAUAUAAACGCAGUUAAGACAUUUUCAAUACUAUGUGUAAUAGAAGGAAAGAAAAUAUAUGCCAUCGUAUAGUCAGAACGCGUUUUCAUACAUGAAAAUAUUAUUUGGGACUAGAUCCACAAUUAUAGCUCAUUAGUUUUGAAAAUUAUUCAAAUUUAAUAUAUUUUUCGUAAUACUCGUUCCGAUCGUGUCGUUUAUUUGAAAGGAUUGAUAAUUCCGAGCUUAAUGUUAACGUCAUUCACUAUUUUUAAAACUUGUCAUUCUAGAAUGACGUGUCAUAAUGGACCCCGGAAACAGUCCUGUCAAACGACACCACGAUCAAAUCCAGUUUUAUUGCAAUGUUUUCUCAUUAACAGAAAUCGUUAGGUAUCCAUAUUAUUGAUAUAAUUUUAGUUCCUUAUUGUUUAGAUCUCAAAUUAUCUCUCAUAUUGUAAUAUACAUAUAGUAAGAACACGAUCCUUGUACAUUCAUAUACGGUAGUAGGUUGUGACAAUGAAUUUAGUGAUGUCCUCUAAACCCAGUAACAGAACGCGAAAUGUUAAUAAAUAUAAUGAAAUUCUACUAAUGCUGUUGUAUUCGAGUUACGAUGCAUUUCUAUUGAACUUGAUCGUGUGGAGAUUAAUCGUACAAUAAGAUUAGCAUUUGAAGGAGUGUAUAUUGCUAAUGAUUAGUGUUAUAAAUAUAAUGUUUCCUCCUUCAGAUAUAAUAUAUAUCUAUAUAUAAAAAAAAAUACAGAUUAUUAGAAGUGCCAUUAUCUAUAAAAUAUAGUAUUUUCGUACAUCAAGCAAUAGUUGUAAUGAAUUUCGAGAUGUUUACCAGAGUGAUUAUUCGUAGUGGACACAUUAGGUGAUGAGUGCAUAUAUAUAUAUAUAUAUAUAUAUAUAUAUAUAUAUAUAUAUAUAUAUAUAUAUAUGUAUAUAUAUGUAUAUAUAUUUUAGUUUCGUGCCAUCCAAGUGCUCGGACAUGUGACGUCAGAAUACGCGCGAUGGUGGGUUUAUAUUUUUUUAUGAUUAUAAUACGGGAGUGGAACAAGAGUGUCAUCGUAUACAGCCAUAUUUAUUGUAAUAAAUAUUUUUUUUAAUUGUUAAAGGCGGCAGUGUGUGAAGUUUUUCGCGUGUAUUUUUUCUAUUGGUCGAGUAUUGUAAUGCGAGUGCUUGAUACGCUGCUGACUGGCAAUCAAAGAUGACGAUUGGGCUAUGCAUACAUUACCUUCUAUUUCUUUAUAAGGCCUUGUUUACAGAGGUGUAAAUUUGAUGCGUACUUCGAGGCUCCAGGGUUACAUCUAUGUUUGUAGAAGAAAGUGACUGUGCAGAACGCACCUUUUUAGAGUAUAUUUUUAAAUUUUAUAUUUUGUUUUCGAUAUCUGACAAUGUCAUGAUUGAGUUAUUAUAUUUCUCUCUACUUUCUUUCUAUUUUUCAAGUGCAUAUCUCUCAUUAAAAAUGACACGUAAUUAUAGGCAUGACAGUUAUAUACAUGCCUAUAUAUGAUGAAUAGAUCACUAAUCGCCUCUUUCCAUUAGACCAGCACAAUCUCUUGCCUCGUUCAAGUGGCAGGUAAAAUCUCAUUACCUAUCUCUCUAAUUUGCUUCUAUGCUUACUACAUGUGAUUUACUUUGAUCUAUUUAGUAUUCUUGUAUAUUUAUGUUUACAUGUAUAUAUGUAUUGUAAUCUUAUUUUUAUAUAAAUAAUAUUUAGAAUUUUGUUUGAUUUCUUUUUUGUAUUUAUUGACUCUGACUAGCGCCAUCUACCUUUCUCUCUGUACUUAUCUACUAUUUAUGCCAGGUUGUCUGUAAGAGAUUGUUUUUAGCGAUAAGGCAGCCUCUUGUAUAUGCACGUUCUGUACAAAUACUCCUUGUAUACAUCUCUAUUGCAGGCAAUAAAGAGUUUAUUAUUAUUAUUAAGAGGACAGAUGUGUUGCCCUCAUAAAAAUAUUUUACGACUAGGAUUUUUUUUUAAAUCACAUGUUUUUCUACGCAUUUGGUUAUAAGUCUUGCGACUGAUGUCCAAUAUAUUAAAAAUUAAUAUAGUAAAAUUAAAUAUGUCUGUGUAUUGGUCUCAAUAAUUAUAUGUUUAAAAUGUAUCUAUUAUGUAUCAUACUAAACUCUGCAUUUUUUUACUAUUGAAACUGUCCUGCUUUUUUUUUUUGAUCGGUGUAAAUGGUAUGGUAACCCCGCCUACGCUAACGGGAUACGCUGGCGGAGCACCAGUGAAGGGUGAUAGAUGAGAAUGAAAACAGGCCAGUUAAACCCAUCAUGAUGAAUUCAUCAGGAAUUAACCAUGAUAGUUUCCAGAGAGAACCGCAUAGGAGGUCGACCUGGUUGGGUAUAUUGCUAGCAAUAGCUAUUCUCAGUCUCCAUUACUAACAAUCCCUUUCUCCCUAACUGUCCUGCUAUUGAUAAGUCUCACCUGAUGAAACGUUGUCUAAGAUGGGACUCGCGAUGGGGAUCCACGUAAGCGUCUCUGUAAACAAGGCUAAUGUACAGGGUAAAUUAUAAGUAAAACGUAAUAAUUACAUUGCUUAUCUACAAUGCUGCUUUGUAAAAUUUUUUUCUCUCUCGAUUACUUACUGUAAACAUGACUUUGUGUAAAGGGUCAAGGGCGCGCUCAGAUAUGAACAUACCUAAUAUCAUAUUGUGUUCAGUAAUCUGUAAAGUGAUAUAUAGGAUCGUUAUAUAUCAUAAAAACACAUGAUUUGUCAAGUAAACCACCUUACCACCAUUGUCUCUGUCAUUGUAUACCAAAUAUGGCCAUUGACAUCAUGUUACUACGAAGUGUUCAUAUCUACUAGCAUCCUAAUGUCACAGAAAUUGAAUCCAGGAACAGUAUACCAGUCUGUAAAAUAUAAGUAUGACGAAUAAAUAUAAUUAAGAUUGUAAUAUUGUCACUAAAUAAUUGAUUUUUAUGUACACAAGAGAAUCGUAUCGGGCCUACUUGUAAAGCUGCUAGGCUAACAUUUAUGACUGUGAUAAGGAAGCUAAAAUAAAACAUUCUAGAAGAUUCCAAAUAUUUCUUCUCGUUGUCUGAUUAUCUCACAUAUAAAUUGGGGUUUGAAUUAGGUAUUUUGAGUUCUAUUUAUUGGUAAACAUAAACUAAAAUUUCAUCCCAACCAUCUGGACGAAUGGCGGUCCUCCACAGUGCGUUUUUCAAGGCACUUUCUUCCACGCACAACCACUCUUUGGAAUCAACUUCCAGCAGCAGUAUUUCCGAACCGAUACGACAACAUAACCUUCAAGAGCAUAUUCCUUUUUAAAAGGCCGGCAGCACACCUGCAAUGCCGCUGGUGUUGUGGGUGACCAUGGGCGGCGGUAGUCACUUACCAUCAGGUGAGCCGCAUGCUUGUUUGUCCCGUGUUGUAAAAAAAAAAUAAUAAUAAAUAAAUAACUAGUAUAUUUCAAGUUGUCUUUAGUAUUCACAAAUCUUAUAUAAGUAGAUGCGUUCUAUUUUUGAAAAUUGCAACACUUGCUACUCGUGUGAGGGUGGCUUUCUCUAAUGUCGAAGAGUUUCGAAACCGUCUUUCUCUUGUAUAGGCUACGGUAAUUCCGUUUGCCAUCAAACGGGCCGUAUGUUUGUUUGCCACCAUUUUAGUAUAUAAAAAAAAAACAAAGAAUUUUUAGACAUUAAAAAUAUAUAGUUAUUUCAGUGACAAUCUAACUGUACGUUCCAAAUUGGAUACAAAUAAUGUGACAUUGUAUACUGACCUGAGUUUGCGCAACCUGCGUCUUAAUACACCAUAUAUUAUGUUAAUUACGUGCAUUUAACAUGCACUGGCCGGUGCACUGUCGGCGUAUUGAAUAAGGUCGUUAAUCGAACAAAACUGUACAUUGUUAAGGUUUCGUUGAGUGUUAUCAUAAGUUUGUUGUUGGACAACGACGAGUGAGGAGUAGCUUCAUUGUAUUAUUAGGGCGGAUGGCACACGUGUCGUUGGAAGCGUAUCUUUGAAAUAUUGACGUUUUCUCUCGCUAUACUGUUAACUCCUAAUUCGUAAAUACAUCAUAUAAACUCUCAUAUCCCUUUCAGACCUGAACGAUACGGGCGUGAGUUGUAACUUUAAAAAGUUCUAAAACCGCGCGCAAUUCAUUUUUACGCACGAAGCUGUAAUAACAUGAUAGUGAGAUUCUAAACCAGCCAAUAAGAAAUCAUUUUAGCGGUUAGGUGGUGUAGUAGUCUCGUGCGUGCCGGCAAGAUGGCUUGGCUCCGAAACACGAAAAUACAUUUAAUCCGAAAGAAAAAAAAUCUUGGGUCUGAAAGGGAUAAACAUAUUUUAACUAUUGAGAUGUUUUCGUCUCUUUCUUUUGUGCUUAAUUCUCAGUUUGAAUGAAAGUGACAAAACACUGUAAUAGUUAAAGUAGGUUUAUGAGGUUUUAUUUUUUAUAAAUAUGAGGGUAGUAUUAAAUUGUAGUAUUUUGUUCUUGUCAACUUGUUACUGUAAUGAAUAUAUUGUAAUGAUGAUGGGUCCUAAAUUAAAUCUUGUGUAAAUAGUAAUACACACGAUAGACUCGAUUUGUCGUUUUUGAAACAAUUUAU